Molecule: messenger RNA, 246 nt
Organism: Homalodisca vitripennis (glassy-winged sharpshooter)
Lineage: Eukaryota; Metazoa; Arthropoda; Insecta; Hemiptera; Cicadellidae
Product: transcription factor CP2-like protein 1
Exons: 2
Coding region: 16-246 (76 amino acids)
Biological process (GO): regulation of transcription by RNA polymerase II
Cellular component (GO): nucleus
Molecular function (GO): DNA-binding transcription activator activity, RNA polymerase II-specific; RNA polymerase II cis-regulatory region sequence-specific DNA binding
Source: RefSeq, a predicted model, not a curated record
UAAUGUUAAAGAAAAAUGUUUUAUGUUCAGGUGAAUUGUAUAAGCACAGAGUUCACACCCAAGAAGCACGGCGGGGAGAAAGGAGUACCAUUCCGCAUCCAGGUGGAGACUUACAUCCAGGGGGACAAGAUGUGUCGUCAUCUGCACACCGCCUCUUGUCAAAUCAAAGUCUUCAAGCUGAAGGGGGCAGAUCGCAAACACAAGCAAGACCGAGACAAGAUACUGAGCGAAGCGAACGGACAGUGA